ACAAGAUGGCUGGAAGCAGAAACAUCAGAUGAGAUAGGGCUUAAUUACCUUGCUGUAAUUGCGUCCAAUGGCUGUGUCUUGCGGUAAGCUGACGCCCAGAGGCUGUCUCGAAGAAAGAUGAUGAAGAAGGUGAGUUUGUCUCAGCUAUUAAGCCGGUCGCCGCGCCAUGGCAGCAGCUCGGGGAGGAGGGCGAGUAGUACUAAUGGUGAAGUAUUGGUUGGGUCCCCCGCCCCCUCCAAUACCACCACAACAUCAUCAGCCUCAUCUCCAACACACGACCCCUCCUCCAAUACUCAAGACAAGACCGCAAAAAAGAAAACUAAAAGUGGCAUUCUUCAAACGUUGAAAAAGAAAAUCAGUGGUAAGCUGGACACUUUUCAAAACUCAAACUCUUCUAACACCCCUAAAAAGAGUAAAAGUUUUGAGGGGUUGUCAAAUAGUUUUGGAGACUCCUUCUCACAGUCAAUUAGUGAAGAGUCUUCAAGUGAUGGGUUAAAUGCCAGCGGGGGACAGUCGCACAAAGGAAAACAUAACAAACGUGCAAUCCGUCCCAUGCACACACCAAUAACACGACAAAACUCUUCCUCCCAUGUGUUGACGGAUUCAGAAAGUGAGAUGUUAACAAAAACGAGCCAUGGAGAAUGUGUUAGAGUACCAGGAAAUAAAGUCAUUGAGCCAGUCACAAGCCCACAAACUCAAAUUGCUGCAGUGUCGUUGUAUAGUAAAACUAACUACAUAUCAGAAAACAAUUCCGCGAAAACGGAGACAUUGUUGCCGAGAGUGAGUGUCAAGCAAGACAAAAGUGCUGUCUUGCCACAAGUGCUGGUGGAAAAUGUAAGUGGUAAAGUGGGGGCCUUUGCCUCAACAACUGACCCCAGACAAAUACCCAACAGUCUAGAACAUAGUGCCAUAUCAGAGACAUCUUCACCACAGCCCAGUAGAAUGUACGGUGAACUGUGGGAGCUACAGGACAUUAAUUAUGAUGCCAGUAAAAGAAGUUUAGCAGAGGAACUGUUCAGGUUAGCAAAGUAUGGGUGGUACUGGGGGCCAAUCACCAGAGCAGAGGCAGAGGAGAAAUUAGUAGAUCAACCUGACGGAGCAUUCCUCGUGCGUGACUCCUCAGACGACAAGUACCUGUUGAGUCUCAGCUUCCGAUCCUUCAACAAGACCCUCCACACACGGAUUGAGCACAGUAAUGGUUGGUUCAGCUUUUACCCACAUCCUGAGCAUGAGGGCUACACAAGUUUAGUGGGACUCAUAGAUCACUGUAUGAGUCAUUCUGAGUCGGGCGUCUUUUGUUAUUCCCGAGCUCGUGUACCAGGAUCACCAUCUUUUCCAGUGCGACUUACCAAACCUGUUUCCAGGUUCACUCAGGUGCGAUCUCUACAAUACCUAUGCCGGUUUGUGAUUAGACAAUACACCCGUGUGGACCACAUUCAAGCCUUGCCUCUUCCAACACGAAUAAAAGGCUACCUAGAAGAGGGACAUUACUGACCCAGAUACUAGUAUCUCACCAGAGUGGUUUCUUUUCAAUGGCAUUUGUGUUUUUCUUUCAGUAAAAAUUCUUUUAUGGAUUUUAUCAUUUUAAAUUAAUUUUAUUGCAUGUUUAUGCCAGGUAUACAAACAAAAAUAUGGAAUGAUAUGGUUUGACUUCAUUAGUUUUUUUUUUUUUUGUAUAUGAUAAAUACAUUGUGGCAGAUUGAGUCACUAUCCUGGUACUGUAGUGUACAGUAUUUUAAAUAAAAGAACACAUUAAAAUUUCAAAGUUCUUAUGGUACUUUUCAUUUGGUGACACAUAUGUUCUCUUGGCUAUAGCAACUCUAUAAAGCGAAGCUUACUGUACCACAAUUGUUUAAUUUUUAUUUUUUAAAGGUUUUAACAAUUCAGUAAAAGCAAAAAUCUUCCUAAAAAGAUACUGUAUUGAACAGUGGUUCUGAACAUACCUAAUAAGAAUGUUUCCCGUGUUCACUGAAGUACCACUCAGUGUAUUCAUUUAUGGUUAUCAUAUAAAUACCCAUAUUAUUCUCUUCUAUUCAUUAUGGUAACUAAUUUUUCACUCAGCAUGUUCUUGGACUGAACAUACAGAUUUGACUAUUAUGAAGUGUAGCUUUAAACUGAGUCUGGUGAUUCUAACACAUUCCCAAGCUAUUAAUUUUGUUAUUAAAAAGAGCCAUAUUUAAUUUAAAAAAGAAAAUUAAUCUCAUUAUUAAGUUGUUUCAUGAUUGGAUAUGUUAAAUGAAUUUGAAAUUAAAAAGUAUUCGGUUAGGGUGUUUGGAAUAUUUACUGAAUCAGCUGGGGAUAUGACUAGGAUCAACUUUUUUCAGUAUUUGUCAUGCUGACUUGCCUAGAUCUGACUAUGAAUGUGUAUUAAAUAAUGUAAUCGCUGCUAAAUAUUUCUUAUAACCGGCUGCAGGUUGACAGUCUUAGACACAUGCCUUCAUCAGUGAUAUUACUGAGUUUUAAAUUUUAUUUCCCCAUAUAAAUGAUCAGCAGUGUGUUGUUGUAUAGUACAUUUCUGUCUAGUGGGUAGGAGCAGUGUAAACAGUUAGUAGGCAACUGACAGCUAUGUUAAAUAAACUGGUAAAGGCAAAGAACCACUGUAAGGUUGCCAAAUAGCAGCUGAAUGUGUCAUAGUCAUGAACACAAAAUUAGACAGCCAGUGUGUGUGAUUGGCGUCAAAUGGCCACAGGCUGUGACGCCAGAUAUUUUACCCAAUCAAUCGGUCAGUGUGUGUGUGUGAAAUAUUUUGAAGAUUCUCAGAUAUUGUUCAAGGUCUAAAAUUACCCCAGUCACAAUAUUAAUUUGUUUAUGAAGGCAAUCUAUUUUUUUAAUUACUGAUUAUUACAUUAGUUUCAUAACAAGUUGCAAUAUUGAUCGCUAAAUACAUUUACCAUUAACUACAGUACUGUAAAUGUAAAAAAAAAAUCAAAUUAGUUUUUCCUACAUUUUUUAUUUGGAAUUAACAGUGUGCCAUACCUGUAUAGGAUAUAUAAUUCAUUAAAUUCAGUUUUGAUUUAAAAUUUCAUCAUAUCCAUCACAUUUUGGGGGACUGAAGACUGUCACUCAGAGAGUUUUAUUUAUUUUAUAUUAAUAAUGUAUCAUAUUCUAUGAUAAUAUAAGCUGUUUUGUCAUGAAAAAUAAAUUUAUUGUUAUAUAACAAAAAGAAAUGGGAGCUUUCAUACAGAACCAAAUAGAGAAUAUGUUUCAUUGUUAAGUUUUCAUAAUUGUCAAAGGUGAUAUACUGUAUAUCUUGUUUCCCAGUGAGUGUGUGUGGUAGUGAGGAGCAACAGUUAUAAUAACUUGAUAAGACAUGUUGAUUGGUCCAUGAAUACUUGACAAGACCUGCCCGGUUGCAGGAUGAAGCACAGGUUUGGAAGUCAGUGCACUACGAACGUAGUAUGUUGAACUUCUUCCUCAUUCUUAUGUAUAUUUAAUAUUGAAAAGUUAUAUAAAGAACACUGAAGGAGUCUGUCUUUGAGGGUAUUCAUAUACUGUAUACUCUUACAAAAUGCAUGUAUUUUUUUUUAUUAACUUACAAUGUAUGUGGGUUUUUUUCCACAUUGCCUGUUGUAAAAUUUAUAAUUUUAACAGGUCAGCUAAGUCAGCUUGCAACCUUAUAGGCUAAAGAUUAGUUAGUACAAGGCUCAGGGUGGUUGUGACUUCUCUGUGUACAAUACAGCAUAUAACAUAAGUUGUUUGGUCUGUAUUGUAAGGUAUGAACAUGCAUAAUUAUAAAAGAAUCUGGAAAAUUGUGCAUGCACCACCUUGCUUUAAGUAUGGGAAACAGCUCUUUUUAUAUUGGUACUGUACAGUAGUCGUUCUCUUAACUUAAGGUGGUACUGUAUUACACUGGUCUAUGUAAUAGGAACUGCCAGAAUCAACCCAGACCUUUUUAUAUUGUGAUUCUUUUAUCUUUAGCUGUUUAAAAAUCAAAAAGUACAGUAUAUCCCAGAUGUUGAACUAAUAGUUGUUAUACUUUAUUGUUAAUGCAUGGUGAUUGAAGAGGCUUUAGUACUAUUUUUUAAAUUAAGGUAACAAACAGAUGAUUUCUAUUUACACAGUUUAUAUAUAUAUAUAUAUAUAUAUAUAUAUAUAUAUAUAUAUAUAUAUAUAUAUAUAUAUAUAUAUAUAUAUAUAUAUAUAUAUAUAUAUAUAUAUAUAUAUAUAUAUAUAUAUAUAUAUAUAUAUAUAUAUAUAUAUAUACACAUUUUUUUUCCCACACAUUUGGAUUAUUCAACAAGUUACUUACAAAAUUGCCCAACUAGAACACCCUCUGGCAAAACAUAUCUUGUCCAAGGGGUUAUCAUUAUUCAAAUGGCAGGUGCACAGUCCCUUUGCAUUGUGAAAUUGCUGCAGAGGAACAACUUCCCCACGAAUCUCAAACUUUAUAGCUAUAAAUAUUAUGAUCUUCGUCACCCCCAAACCAACUUGGAAUUUCACAGUUUAUGUAUUGAAUCAAGAAUUUAAGUAUGAAAUCCCAUUUUAUGGCCGAUGGGAAGAAACAAGGUCUAGUUUCCUGAUGAGCAGUAAAAUACAUACUGUACUUCUGAAGUAUGAAAUUUAUUUGGCUGUUGUGUUGAAGACGAGUGUGAACCAGUUUCAGGGUUAGUUCCAGUAUACUUUAUGGCUUGCUACAAUCACUGAUUCAGUAUUGAAGCUUGGUUCGUAAGUAGCUACUUGGCAGCAGUUUACAUGUGUUCUUUGCUUCUAGAAGAUAGUUUUCUGGAAAGGCAGGCUCUGUUAGGGGAGGUUCUAGUAAGGGCAACUCAUAGGUCAGCCAAAAAUGUGAUUAUAUAUUACUGUACAACCCUUGAUGUAAUUACUGUACAAAAAAAAAUCUUCUAAAUUAUGAGUAUAUAGUUAAAAUAUACUUAUGAUUACCAUGGAUGGAAAGAAGAUAGGUAAUGGAGCUGUAGGGAAAAGAAAGAUUCAAAAAGAUUUAAAAAUGAAAAGAUGAAGAGAGUAAUCAGAGAUUUGGAGGAAGGGCAUGUACAAGUGCUUUUUUGUUGCACUUCAAUGUUAUUACCAUAGAACUACUAUAUAGAGACUUAUUUAAAAGGUCUGCAGGAGGGUAAAGUUAAGAGAGGAUGAUGAUUAAUAUACAGUACAGUAUUGUAGUGAGUUGAACAAGGAGGUUGCAUGGAUGGAUGUGGAAUGGGGAUUUUCCUUUGUAAUACAGUAAUUAGGAAACACCAGAAGAAUUAUUGUAUGUGUAGCAUUUUUUGACAAAAGGAAAACUUUCUUACUGGGUAUUAUAAAUAAUAAGGAAAGUUUGUCAAGAUUUAAUAUCUAAUUGUGAUGGAGGAUACUGUAGUUACCAGGACAUUGCUUUCAUCUAAACUAUAAACAGUAAGGGACUGGAUUAAAAAAUGGGAAAAAAAGACGAGUGCAAUAUGCAUAUUUUCAAUGCGUAUAAUGGUGCAGUGGUAAGAGAGCCUGUCAGUAAAAGUGGUGAAGUCCUUAAAAUGUACAUUAAGUAGUAUAGAAAAAAGGACAGAUUUGAAGUCCAUGAGAUACUGCUUGGUAAAGAAAAUUAGUUGAUACUACCAUGAUUAGGCAAAUAAUUUUUAUGUAAUGGUGGAAGAAUUUGGAAUGAUUUGAGAAAAAGGUUGAAUAUGAAUGCCAAAAAUAAAUGAGGUAACCAUCUUAUGAGCAACAUGGACUGAUGAAGAAAAUAAAUACUGUAGUGUGACUAUCAGCAAGGAUGAUAAAUGGUAAAAUGUCAGUACAGUACAGUAUUGCAGAGUUGAAAGGUAAACAAAUUGAUAGAACUGUAAGAUGGAUAAUGAAAAGGAAGAUAUCAGUGGUGAGAUUUGUUUAAGGACUCUUUGUUGGAAAGAAACUGGGAUGCAGUUUUCAAUAAGUGAAUGAGGGUGAAGGGAAUGGACAGAGCAAAGGACUACUGAUGUGGUGUGGACAUGAGAGAAUGUGUAUGGCAACGAGUAAGUAGUGGAAGAAUAUCAGUUUUAAAGUGAAUGAGGAGAUAAAUUCCUUGUGAUGGGUACCUUGCAAAAAUUAGUAAAGAUAAAAGUACUGUACAUGAAGGAGAGAAAGCUGGAUCAUGAGAGUGUUGAGUAGAUAUUCAUAGGUGAGUAUGAACAUGAUAUUUUGGGAGUUAGGAAAAAAUAAUUUUACUCCCCAACCCUAAAUGGCCAUGAAACAACAUAAAAGGUGCUGCCAUAUUGUAUGGUAUAUGUAUUGUAGACAAAUUUCCUUCACAAUUUUUUGGCUAUAUUUUCAUAGUUAAAGAGCUGAAGUUAGGUUUACAGGGCAUUCUAGAAUGUAGGUGAGAUACUGUAGUGAUCUUUGUUUAUGUCUGAAAGGCAUCGAAAUUUAUAAUCCUUUUAGGUAUGAACCCAGUGUUGUUCCUUGACCAUGUUUUGUAUGAAGAUGUAUAUGUACAGUACAGUUGCAGCUGGACGGGGAGGAGUGUAUAGGGGAUAAAGGUCCUUAGCCCAAAUGGAUGCUCCCUAGACAGGGGCUUUAAUUUGUGAGACUAGUGUUCACCAUUUAGCUGAUGCCUUCCUGAAAUAAUCAGUGAUGUUUACGUUGACAAAAAAAUUUCAAAACUGCUUUUGAGAAUAUGGUGAAAUUGACAACUUUGCCAUGUAUUAGAAUUGUGACUAAAAGAGCAAGUUAACUAUUACUAAAAUCAGUUUUUCAAUCAUCCAAAUUGACCACAAUUACAGCUUUAAUAAAACUUUUCAUUUAUUUUUUUCCUUUUUAACCCCCAAGCAUGGGCUACAGUUGGCAUAACCCCUCUCCCUCCACACGGGUAUAUUUGGAAAAUUUUUAAAAACAAUUAUAAUUCUACAAACUUGUCAUGCAUGAUGCAAAAAGUAAAGAAUUACAUGUUCUUACCACAGGUUAGCAUCACAGGGGCUUGGAAGAGUCAAGAAUGCAUGUAAAGUUGCAUGUGUGUGUGUGUGUGAGGUUGACAGUAGGCAGUAUGAGACAGGACACUUGCUAUAUUACGUUUUUAUUAUUAUUGUAUUUGCAAUUGUUAUUAUUGCCCCCAUUAAUUGAUCACAAAUCUGUCGAAAGAAGAGACCCCUACAACACUUGUGAUUGGGGGAAGUCUUGCAUAUGUGAGCAAGUGAAAGAUAAAUGCCUACUUGGCAACAUAAUAUAGCAAGGACCUUGUAACAUUUCAAACAGUAUUGUACCACAAAAUUAGAAAAUAUCAUAUGACAUGAACCAAAGGCUAGGGAUUAAUGUUUAGUGAUGAAGUAUGACAUUACCACUGCAAAGCAAGUUGAGGCAUAUAAAGGGUUUGUGUGUUCUAAGAAGCAAUUAUAUGUGAUUUUUUAUAUGGAUCUCUGAAUUACUAAUAUUGUAUUGUAUUGUUUUAGGUUUUCAGUAUUGUAAAACCCAUUGUCCCUCAAAAUUUGUAGCUGAUUGAAAAUACUACUCAGGAGUUUUGCUCUUUGGAAUUUAAAAGUGGAUGUUCAACUUGAGUUUUGGGUAUUUGCUGCUGUUCCAAAUGCUUGUCCAUGUUUUCUAAUGUGAUGCCAGCUUAAGCCAGGCACUUAAUAUCUAACUUUAGUUAUCAAGCUUUAUAAACAAAUGGAAAUUUCAGAUUUGAUGUGUAUAGAGGUGUCCUCUGAUGUGAUGGUCUGUACCUGGAAGUUGAUAUAUAUUUUCUUCUUCUGUGUUAAAUUCUUAUGAAUGUUAAGAUUACUAAGCCAGUAAGAUAUGUGUUCAGUAUUAAGUAAAAGUGAAUUAAGUAUAUGGAAGACAAUCUGGAUGAAUGAAAAGUGUUUGUCAUGUAUAUAAUCAGAUUUAUUAAACCUGUGAUCCAUAUAUUUGUGACGCGAGAUUAGCAAAGCUAUGCAUGUCAUAUUCAUCAUUAAGGUUAAUUUUUAUCUUGUAUUGUAAAAUGCACCUUAUUGAUAAAGACUCACUGUAUUGUGAUCUCAGUCUCAUAUUUUACUAUGAAAGUUAUAUGAUUCUGUAUAGAGAGAAUAUAAUUAUAUACUGUAGUUGUAGAUAUUUUGGAAGCUCCAUCAUAUACCAGUAAUCGUAGAAGUCAUAUAGAACAGCAUAAAUCAGAGAUUGCUCAAUUUAGCUUGCUUAAACUAGAUCAAUGCCAUACACAGUCUUUAGGUAUGUUUGUUUAAUUUAAUUUUUUUUUUAUUAUUAUUUGUUUUGUAAUUAUUGUCUUUGGAGCUGACCAGGCUUGGCUGGAAGGAAGUGAAAAGUCACUCUUAAAUAUAUCAAUGCUUUUGUUUUAUGAUAAGGCUUUGGCAUUGCCUAAAGUUAAACUCUCAUCAUUUAUGCUGGAUGAAUAUGAUAAUGCUCUAAUGUCGAUUAGGUCAUAGUACUUGGCCUGUGUGUUCCAGCCAUUUUAAGUAGGAGACCAGGGCAUGUACCAAGUAAUUUCUGUGUUUGAUCAAAUACAGUAUAGCUAACCAGGUUGCAGCUCUUGGGUUACUUUAAGCCUUUCAUGGCAUCUUCAAAAUCUUGAUAGUGUAGAUAUUGCUGUGAACAACUUGGUUUGAAUGCUCAUGCUUGUUAUCACUUGAAAUGAGCCUUGUAUUGGCAUUUAAUGUAGAGCCUUGAAGGUGUACAGUUGAAGGCUUUCCUCUAUGUUGUAAACUUGAAUGAUUUAGACACCAUUUAGAAAAUGGGAAACUGUGCAUUUUAUAAUAAAUCCUAUAUUCA
Molecule: messenger RNA, 8664 nt
Organism: Homarus americanus (American lobster)
Lineage: Eukaryota; Metazoa; Arthropoda; Malacostraca; Decapoda; Nephropidae
Exons: 3
Coding region: 118-1494 (458 amino acids)
Biological process (GO): intracellular signal transduction; protein ubiquitination; phosphatidylinositol phosphate biosynthetic process
Cellular component (GO): phosphatidylinositol 3-kinase complex
Molecular function (GO): 1-phosphatidylinositol-3-kinase regulator activity
Source: RefSeq, a predicted model, not a curated record